Messenger RNA from Sceloporus undulatus (fence lizard), 2879 nucleotides. It is a transcript of the gene KATNB1, whose product is annotated as katanin regulatory subunit B1. Lineage: Eukaryota; Metazoa; Chordata; Lepidosauria; Squamata; Phrynosomatidae. Gene Ontology annotation, cellular component: katanin complex. Gene Ontology annotation, biological process: microtubule severing; microtubule depolymerization. The coding region runs from base 570 to 2543 and encodes 657 amino acids. The transcript is spliced from 20 exons. The record is from RefSeq and is a predicted model, not a curated record. Gene Ontology annotation, molecular function: microtubule binding.
UGGCCUCCCUUCGCUCACCCGCCGCAGCGUCUCCUGGUUCACCUCCGCCUUGCCCCGCACUCGCUCCGGCACGAAAACCACCGACAUGGUGGCGAGGAGGAGGAGGAGGAGGAGGAGGAGGAGGAUGGUAAUGGCAGCCGCUCCUUCUCGGAGUGGAGCGCAAAGGAUUCUGGGAGCCAGCGGCCCUCCUCUUUCUCCCUUCCUUUGGCGCUGAUUGGUUGCCCCGAGGCGCACUCACGCCAGGAAACGGUCGCUCUAGGCACCUCACCUCUAAGGUCUCCGCCGCGAUUGGCCAGCCCGAGCUGGAGGAGGCGGGCCGAAGAGAGCAACGGCGGUUAUUAUUAUUAGAGCUGCCUCCUUGACUCGUCUCCAGGGACAAGAGAAGCCGCCUGUGUUGUGCUUUUAUAAAGACUUCCAUUGCGAAAUCUGCUGCAAUACAGUAGGAAAGCUGGUGCCUGGCCUCUGGGGGUACUGAGCCCCAUACAUGCUGCUGAACAGAGUCCUCUGCAGUGGGAACAAGAAAAGAAGAAGGCGACUGUUUCCUCCAGCGCUGCACAGGAGCCUUUGCAAUGGCAGCGGCUGUGGCGACCAAGACCGCCUGGAAGCUACAGGAAAUCACUGCGCACAGAAGCAAUGUGUCUUGCCUUGUGCUGGGCAAAAGCUCAGGCCGGCUCAUGGCGACUGGUGGAGAUGACUGCCGGGUUAAUAUUUGGUCCGUUAACAAGCCAAACUGUAUUAUGAGUCUGACAGGUCACACAACGCCAGUGGAGAGUGUGAAGAUCAAUACGAAUGAGGAGCUGAUUGUUGCCGGAUCUCAGUCAGGCUCUAUUCGCAUCUGGGACUUGGAAGCUGCCAAAAUUCUCCGUACAUUAAUGGGCCACAAAGCCAAUAUCUGCAGCCUCGACUUCCAUCCUUUUGGAGGUUUUGUAGCUUCAGGAUCCAUGGACACCAACAUUAAGCUUUGGGAUGUGAGAAGAAAAGGCUGUGUCUUCAGGUACAAGGGACAUACGCAAGCAGUCCGGUGCCUCCGAUUCAGUCCAGAUGGGAAAUGGCUGGCAUCUUCCUCAGAGGAUCACACAGUGAAGCUCUGGGACCUGGCUGCUGGGAAGAUCAUGUUUGAGUUCAAGGGGCACUCAGGACCAGUGAACAUCGUUGAAUUCCAUCCCAACGAGUACCUUUUGGCCUCGGGUAGCUCUGACAGAACAAUCAGGUUCUGGGACUUGGAGAAGUUCCAGGUUGUGAGCUGCAUUGAGGAGGAGGCUACCCCAGUGAGGUGUGUGCUGUUCAAUCCGGACGGCUGCUGUUUGUAUGCUGGCUUCCACGAUUCCAUGCGUGUUUAUGGCUGGGAGCCUGAGCGCUGUUUUGACAUGGUUUUGGUGAACUGGGGAAAGGUAGCAGAUUUGUCCAUCUGUAACAACCAACUGAUUGGCGUAUCUUUCACACAAAGCCUGGUCUCUUCCUUUGUGGUGGACCUCAACCGCAUCACCAAAUGUGGGUCUGGUCUGCACGGAUUGAUCCGGGAUGACAAGCCCCUCGCUCAUCCCCCACCGGUGGGCUCCUCCCUCCGACGCAUCUACGAACGGCCCUCCACCACAUGCAGCAAGCCCCAGAGAGUGAAACACAACUCUGAAAGCGAGAGACGCAGCCCUAGCAGCGAGGAUGACCGGGAAGACAAGGAAUCCACUGCAGAGAUCCAGAAUGCAGAAGAUUACAAGGAAAUCUUCCAGCCAAAGAAUUCCAUCACUCGAACUCCACCACACAAGAGUGAGCCUUUUCCCGCACCUCCAGAAGAUGAAGCCCCGCUUGCCAAAGAAGCCUCCAGGCCCAGCCAGGCUGUGGACAUCCCAACCCCAGCGCCAAGCCAAGAGGAGGCUGACCCCAUCCAGAGGCCACCGAUCAGCUCCUCCACCCCCGUGGCCAGGACAGAACCAGCCGUUAUCCCCGCUGCCCGCAACGAGCCCAUUGGGCUGAAGGCCUCUGACUUUUUGCCAGCCGUGAAGAACCAAAGCCUGGCAGAAAUUGUCGAUGAGGAGGCUGUGUCCCAGAUCAGAAAGGGCCAUGAGACCAUGUGCGUGGUGCUCACCAGCCGCCAUAAGAACCUGGACACCGUGAGAGCCGUGUGGAGCACUGGAGACAUCAAGACAUCUGUGGACGCGGCUGUAGCCAUCAAUGACCUUUCUGUUGUUGUGGAUCUCCUGAACAUCGUCAACCAGAAGCCGUCCCUUUGGAAACUGGAUCUGUGCACCGUCAUCUUGCCUCAGAUAGAGAAACUUCUGCAAAGCAAGUAUGAAAGUUAUGUCCAGACAGGCUGCACUUCGCUAAAGUUGAUCCUGCAAAGGUUUCUCCCCCUGAUCACAGACAUCCUUGCUGCGCCACCCUCCGUCGGGGUAGACAUCUCCAGAGAGGAGAGGCUCCACAAGUGCCGCCUUUGCUACAAGCAGCUGAAGAACAUCAGCAACAUCAUCAAGAACAAAUCAGGGCUGAGCGGGCGCCACGGGAGCGCCUUCCGGGAGUUGCAUCUCCUGAUGGCCGCCCUGGAGUGAACGGCAGCUGCCCUCCCCUCCGGCCUCUUCCACCGCAAGGGGCUCCAGGACUCUUCAUUCCAGGCCAGUCCCGCUUUGGGUGUGCGUGUGUGGGUUUUCGUUUCGUGCCUCUGGGUCGGAGAAAUCCAUUUCAACCCCUUCUCUCCUCUCCUCCGAAGGGGUCUUUUCAGUCCAUAUCCACUCUGCAAUGCAAGUCAGUAUCAGGGAGUGGGCUGCAUACCCUUCCCCACUCCAUCUCUCAUUCAAUGUGCUGGAACUGGCUGUUCAUAAAACUGUAACUUAUAAAGAAUUUUAUUAAAAACAUUUGUAAUGCCUAUUUUGGAAAGCGGUGUGGCA